CGUCACAUAUUACACAACUCGAAUAUUUAUUACACAUAAAUGCAUUCUACUUACUGAAAUAAAUGAUGACUUUGUGUAUUGUUGCAUUUUGCAGCAUCUGUUCGGCAUUGUUGUCAUUUUUUUAAACUAACAAUCACAGAUGUCUAUAUUACACCCGCUACUGACAGCAAGUGUCAACACAAUGUCACAUAUACGCACUACCACACGCACUGACGCCAUGUUCUGUCAGGUGUCAUGGCCGAAACCGGAGAUCCGGCCGGCCUCAGUCUUUUGUAUGCCAAAGCCCGUAGUUAGCGAUCUAAUAUAGUAUAGACAUCUGUGAUUGAGAAUAACCAAAUGGACUAGAUACAUAAGCUACGUUGUAUACAAAUAGAUAGUUGCGGGCCCAAUCCAUGGACAUAGGAAUAAGGGGACGGAGCAGUAACCAGGGGGGGUUAAGCCGCUUCGCGACGGGAGGGCUAUAGUCACGUGGUACUUUUGGUGCCGCAUUGGUGAUUGGCUGCGAUUUUUGAAGGUUAUAGUGUGAUCACUUCUUGAGAAAUAGAAAUAGAGUUUGUGUUGCUUGAGUGUUUGAUUUCUCAAAAGUAUAUCAGCUGUAUUAAAUAUAUACAUUUCUGUGCCGCAUAAUGCCACAGUGCAUCAUAAAACAGUGCAAAAAUCGCACUGUAAGCCGUCCAGUGUUAGAAAGACUAAACGAAGAAAGAAAUCUGAAUAUAUCAUAUCAUCGAUUUCCAAAGAAGGAAAAAAUAAGACAGUUAUGGUUAGAUAUACUAGAACUAUCUGCGGAGUCAGUUCCAGUUGGAGGAAGAAUUUGUUCGGCACACUUCAGCGAAGAUGCUUUUGAUCUUUCAACUGGUACAAGAAGACUUCGACCAAAUACAUUACCAUAUAAAGAACGUACGGUUGCUGAUAUUGUAAAUGAUACUGUAAAUGAUAUUGCAUCAAAUGAAGAUAUUGCAAAUGAAAAUAUUCAAGCACCAAGCUCUAUAACUAGUACAAUAGAUACAGCCACAUCUCCUAUCCCUGGAUGUAGUUACUUUGUGGAUGCUUCAACAACCGUUUCUCCAAAGAGGAAAUUUAAUUCUCCGGAGAAAAGUCGGCUGCGGAAAAAAUUGCGAGAAACAAAGAACUUGUAUUAAAAAAAAAUAAAAGUAUUACAACAGAAACUUCGCCGAAAGGAUUCAAAAAUUAUCUCUUUAAAAGGAAUUUUAAACGCACUGAAGGAAACAAAUGUAUUGGGAGCUAAAGAGAUACAAAUAUUGCGAAACAUAGACAACAUUUCAACAUCCAGUAACGAAGGAACCAAUAGUAAUAUUUCCAGACCCAUGCCAUAUGUUGAAAUUAAUACGUAAUACAUUUGGGCAAUUGAACAAUUUUAUUGAUGAAGAUAACAAGAUUGUAAAAUGGGAAUAUCUUGAGAAACUGCACAAAAUGAAAGUACGAUUAGCUGCAUAGACACUAAGCCGAUCUGUUGCAGAUUCAUUACGAUAUUGCAAAGAUAAAUUGAAACUAGAUGAUUUCAAAUAUGUUGAAGCUACAGUUCAAUUUUUAAAUGUGUUCAAUGACUUAUUCGAUAUAUUAAACUCUAAAAGUAUGAAGCAAACGGGUUUUAAAAAAGCAUUAUGCUUGGAAAAUGUUCGAGAAUUUACAGAUAGAUUCGAAACUUGUAAAACCUAUAUAAUAUCUUUAAGAACAAUUAACGGAGAUUUUCUACAUCAAACUUGCAAGAAAACCGGAUUUCUUGGAUUUUUAAUAUGUAUAAAUAGUGCACAAAUGUUAUACAAAACUUUGUGUCAAGAAAGAAAUGUAUUAAAAUAUAUACCAUUUUAUAAAUUAAAUCAAGACCACAUAGAGCUUCUGUUUGGUUGCAUUAGAUCAAGGGAAGGUGGAAACAAUAAUCCAACAACUCGACAAUUUUCAGCUGCAAUAAAAAAGAUAUUAGUACAUUGUCAGCUAAGAAAUGUAUCGACCGGAAAUUGCGUUGCUUUAGAGGAAAUUUCUAUCUUACAUGUUUCAUCAUUUAAUAAAACUGUUAACUCAGAAGAUGUUAUUAGGUGGUCCAGUGGAUUACAUCGUCUUGAAAAUGAUAAUGAAGUUGUUGAUGGUGAUAAUGAUAUAAAUAAUCAUGAUGAUACACUAGAUGUAAGCGAGUUAUCUGAAUUUACAAGAGAAGUGACUGUGUAUAUUGCUGGAUAUGUUGUCAUGCAAUUACAAAAAACUAUUUUAUGCAACCAAUGUAUAGACGCAUUGAAAUCCAAUCGAACUAUGUAUAAGGAUAGUUUAAUUACUUAUAAAGAUAAAGGCAGACUGACAUAUCCAUCUAAUGAUGUAUUAACAAUUUGUUAUACGUGUGAAAAAAUUAUUAGACAUGCGUUAUGUGAAAGUGGUGGGACAUAUAUGAAUAAGCGAUUUAAUGUGUAAUACUUAACAAUUAGAGUUAUGAACAAUUUUAUUGGACAUAAAUUCUUUGUAACUUUAGAAAGUCAUACAUCGGAACAAGAUGCAUUUAAUAAUCACAUUGUUCACUUAAUACGGUCAAUAUGUUAUAAAUAUAUUAAAGUCAGAUUGCAUUUUAUUACACAACAAGCUGUUAAUACGUCAGAGAGUAUGCGACGUGUAUUUAAUAAGUUAAUUUUAUUUAAAGGACAAUGAAUAUAUAUAUAUAUAUAUGUAAUAAAAAUAAAAUUGAUAAAAACA
Molecule: messenger RNA, 2697 nt
Organism: Ooceraea biroi (clonal raider ant)
Lineage: Eukaryota; Metazoa; Arthropoda; Insecta; Hymenoptera; Formicidae
Product: THAP domain-containing protein 1
Molecular function (GO): sequence-specific DNA binding
Source: RefSeq, a predicted model, not a curated record